Molecule: messenger RNA, 904 nt
Organism: Quercus robur (English oak)
Lineage: Eukaryota; Viridiplantae; Streptophyta; Magnoliopsida; Fagales; Fagaceae
Product: thylakoid lumenal 19 kDa protein, chloroplastic
Exons: 1
Coding region: 64-801 (245 amino acids)
Source: RefSeq, a predicted model, not a curated record
UUCAAACAUCAAUAGAUAAUAACACAAAAAAACAGAGCCACACCCACCUAUCCAUCCAGUCCCAUGGCCACCAUAUUCUCACCGUCAGCCCUCUUCUCCUCCACCACUACAACCCCUACAAAACCACCUCAAACUCCACCUUCAACCAAACCCCACCUCCCUAUCCCACCUUCCAAUUCCAAAUCACCCUUAACUACCACCUUAACAACCACUUUAACUGCCACAGUCCUUGCCACCACAAUUUUAACUUCCUCUCCUCCUUCACUAGCUGACACUCCAACCUACCAGCUCUACUAUGGCACUGCUGCUAGUGCUGCUAACUAUGGUGGCUAUGGUGGCAACUCAAGCAAGAAAGACUCAGCUGAGUACAUCUAUGAAGUCCCAGAUGGUUGGAAAGAACGCUUAGUUUCAAAGGUUGAGAAGGGUACCAAUGGAACUGACAGUGAGUUCUACAACCCAAAGAAAAAGUCAGAGAAAGAGUACCUCACUUUCCUUGCUGGGUUUAAACAGCUAGCUCCUAAGGAUGCGGUUUUGAACAACUUGGCAUUGUCAGACGUAUACUUGCAGGACUUGAUAGCCAGUGCCGACAGUGUGACAUCUGAGGAGAGGAAGGAUGAGAAUGGACAAGUUUAUUAUGUGUAUGAGAUUGAUGGGGUUGGUGCACAUGGUUUAAUUUCUGUGACUUGUGCCAACAAUAAGCUUUAUGCUCAUUUUGUUAAUGCUCCUACACCAGAGUGGAAUAAGGACAAAGACAUGUUGAGGCAUGUUCACGAGUCUUUCAAGACUGUUAGGUCGUUUUAGGUUACUUUGUGGGAUUGUUAAUAAAGGGGAGAGAAAGGUUUUGGGUGUUGUGUAUGAACUUGAUACUAAUUCAAAUUAUAAAUAUUUUUCUUUUAAACUUUCA